AUGGAGGACUGGAGGGACCUGGCGGGGACGGUGCCGAACAGCUCGCCACGUGCGCCCGCGUGCUGCGCAUCCUUGAGAUGGGCGGCGCGAUCAACGCCGGCGACCUCCACGAGGCUCCUUCCACCAGGGCGUCGCGCCCGCCGCGAGCUCCACCGCAGGGCCAGCCACGCCUUCGGCCUCGACGACGCGCUCCUGGGCCUCGGGGACGAGCCGCGGUGGCGGCGCUGGGAACGCCACAGCGGCGAGACCUCCCGGCACGCCCGCCACGCGCUGCGGGCCUCUCGCAACCGGCCCCCACCGCACCUCCCGCUGCCGCCGCGGCUCCCCUUCCUCCCGCCAUCGGCCCCGUCGCGCCGCUCCCCACGUCUCCCGCCGCCGCGGCUCCCCUCCCCCAUGCCACUGGCCUUGCCGCGCCACACCACCACUCGCCAUCGCCGCCGCUGCGGCUCCCCUCCCCCCGCCACCAGCACCGCCGCGGCUCCCCUCCCCCACGCCACUGGCCCGCGCUCCCCGCCACCUGCCCCGCCGCGCCACACCGUGCCUCCCCGCCGCUUGCCCGCCGCGCCUCCCCUCCUCGCUGCCGGCCCGCUGCGCUACCUCCGCCCAUCCGCGCCGCUCAGCUGCCAUGGAGCAGAGGAAGGGGUUGGGGGAAGGGAAAGAAGAAGGGGAAAGGGAUAUCCUAUCUAG
Panicum virgatum (switchgrass) is the source of this 687-nucleotide messenger RNA. RefSeq names its product serine/arginine repetitive matrix protein 1-like. The coding region runs from base 1 to 687 and encodes 228 amino acids. The record is from RefSeq and is a predicted model, not a curated record. NCBI's taxonomy places the organism in Eukaryota, Viridiplantae, Streptophyta, Magnoliopsida, Poales, Poaceae. The transcript has 2 exons.